Amphiprion ocellaris (clown anemonefish) is the source of this 1430-nucleotide messenger RNA. RefSeq names its product transmembrane protein 272-like. The transcript has 5 exons. NCBI's taxonomy places the organism in Eukaryota, Metazoa, Chordata, Actinopteri, Pomacentridae. Bases 367 to 909 code for a protein of 180 amino acids. The record is from RefSeq and is a predicted model, not a curated record.
GCAUCACUUAGUUUGUCAUGUGCUGGAUGACAUUGUUUAAGUUCUGCUCCAUAUUAAGACGUAUUGAUCACAUCUCAGGAGUUGCAAAAUUCUACAUUAUAGCAAAAUGUGGGCUACAAGUGAAACUGAAGGAUGCCAUGCAGCUAGUUUGUGGCUUAAACCAUAGUUGGCCUGUCAUUUUCUUAUAUCAGAUAACACUAACUUACCGUAUCAUUAUUUCCUCUUAGUUAAACACAGUGUUGCAAAAUAGUUGCUGAAACGUUUGUAACCAUGUGUCAUAACAUCCUGAUACAACAGCAGAGGAUGUUAACGAAGCCGUCACUUUAACACCAACUCGAAGAAGUAAAAGAUUUCACAGCUGGAAAGAUGGAAUCCAAGCCUCGGGGUCCUGUGCUGAUUUCAACAGUUGUUGUGGUGAAUGUUAUUUGGUGGAUGGUGAUGAUAGCAGCCAUUGGACUUGGCGCCACUCAUCUGGGCCGCUGUAAUGUGCAGCCCAACAUCCCCAUUUACCUGAUAGUGCUGGGAGCAACCAGCAUCCUGUCUCUGUCUGUGACCUACAGCAGAGGAAACUACCAGGACGGAGCCGGCUGCAUCCUCACCUCGGCCUGCAUGACCUUCCUGCACCUCUUCACUUUUGUCUGGUUCAUAGCAGGUACCAGCUGGGUUUAUUCUGUGUAUCCUCCAGACUACUCUCCUGGAACAGAUCGCUACUGCCACCAGAUCACCUACCAGUUUGCCUUCAUCGUCACUACGAUCCUGUGGGUCACUACGACUCUCAUGUUCAUCUGCGGUUGUUGCUUCGCUCUGGUGAUCUGCUGUAAGACGAUAGGUGCAAGACGCUACUUUGCCCGCAGUAGUUUCUACGGUGCCACAAGUGAUGUCAACGAACCCACUGCUGGUGAUGUGUGAUUUCUAUCCUGCUUCAUGGUUUUUUUUUUACAUGUUUAAGGAUUUUAUGUGGAAGCUGGAGUGAAACUUUCAGAGGAAUAUGAUGCAGAUUCUGCACCAAAGGUUACUUUUUAUUACUUCUCAUAUAUAUUGAAGUCAUACACAAAGUAUAAAAGUGCAGUUUUAACCCUCGUGUUGUCCUGCGGGUCAAAUUGAAAGCUUGAAAAUGUGGGGGGAAAAAAAUAUUUUCAGAGUGAAACUUCUGAUGUCCACAUUUUCAACAUUUUUGGCAAAUUUUUGAACAUUUUUUGGUGGAAAAAAGAAAUGUUAAAAAAAAUUGCCUUGAAGAACAUUCAGAAAAAAAUUAACCAAAAUCCAACAAAUUUCGCUGGAUUUUGGUUGAUUUUCUUGUGAAUGUUCUUAAAGAAAAUAUUAGAAGUUUUACUGAUAUAUAUAUGUAAUCAUUUUAGAUAUUUUAAGUUUUUUUGGAAGAUUUUUACUCAUUUUUUGAAAAUAUUUACAAGAAUUUUCUUCCAAAAGUG